AUGCCCUCACCCUCACGUUCUUACCAAAGGUCAAGAUCUCCACGCCGUACUCGCUCGAGAUCACCAAACAGAUCACGUUCGCCUCGCGACAGACGCCGACGACACUCUCCUCCUUCUCCCCGUCGUCGACAUCGUCCUGAUCAAAAAGAUGCACCUCGUCAAAGGAGACACGAAUGGGGUGGACGAGGAGCAAGUACCGACAGAAAGGAAGAAGAAGAAGAGCCUGCUGAAAGAGAAGGACCCAACUUUGGACUUUCUGGAAAAUUGGCAGCAGAAACCAAUACAGUCAAGGGCGUAGAGCUCAAAUAUAACGAACCACCUGAAGCAGCAAAGCCAGACAAAAAAUGGAGACUGUAUGUGUUUAAGAAAGAUGAACAGAUCGAUUUGCUGCAUAUUCAUAGACAAAGCUCUUAUUUAAUAGGACGUGAUCGAGUGGUUGUAGACAUACCAGUGGAUCAUCCUUCUUGCUCUAAACAGCAUGCUGUUAUUCAAUAUAGAGAGGUAGACGAAAAAGAUGAAAGUGGAAAGUUUCGAAAAGUGAUAAAACCGUUUAUUAUUGAUCUCGAAGCAACAAAUGGCACAUUCUUGAAUGGAGAACAAAUACCUACUACACGCUUCAUUGAAUUGAAGCCACAGGAUGUAUUAAAGUUUGGUAGCAGUACCAGAGAUUAUGUACUUUUACAUGCAGAAAUAUAA
Messenger RNA from Rhizopus microsporus ATCC 52813, 696 nucleotides. RefSeq names its product SMAD/FHA domain-containing protein. Gene Ontology annotation, biological process: mRNA splicing, via spliceosome; maintenance of RNA location. The record is from RefSeq and is a predicted model, not a curated record. NCBI's taxonomy places the organism in Eukaryota, Fungi, Mucoromycota, Mucoromycetes, Mucorales, Rhizopodaceae. Bases 1 to 696 code for a protein of 231 amino acids. Gene Ontology annotation, cellular component: nucleus. Gene Ontology annotation, molecular function: mRNA binding; protein binding. The transcript is spliced from 4 exons.